AUGGAAAAUGAUUUCCAUUUGCUUCCCCGCCAGAUCUGGGCGAAUCCAACACCGACUACGACGAAGACUUAUUUACCCGGUUGUACGCCUGUUGUCUUGCCUAGUAAUGGUAUGUGGUCUCCCCCUUUCCUCGAGAUCUUGGUCGUCGGGCCGCAGGCUGCAGGCCGCCGGUCGCGGACUCGUGAAAUCGCCAUCUUCGAGCCUACCUGCACAGGCUUGCCAACUGACGAUGUUCAUAUCUCCGCUGUCCUCGAUACCCGCGAUCCAUUCUACUCCUCCAUUACCCCACAGCUAUAUGCAAUUGGCUGUGCAACUGUCGUUAGCUAUCUUCUUGUCAUCAUCCUUUUUAUCACACCGCGCACUUUUUAUGUCGGCGGCCCCGGCGGCGGCGCUAAUUUCCUCGGCCGCCAUGGGAUGAUCAGCGGCUCAUAUACCGGGAACUCGUCGGUGGUCGGAGUCGGUGGGCGACCGUGGCUACAGAAAGUGGCCGCGAUCUUGGUUGCGGUCUCGUUGACUAUCGCCACGGUCGAUUCCUUCCGAGUCGCCGAGAGGCAGUAUGACUACGGGUUCUCCGAUGCUGAGGCGCUUUCCCAGGAGGUUAUUGACGGACUGGAAAUUCGCAUCGUGCGCGUCAUAUCGAGCACAUUUCUGUGGCUUGCGCAGGUUCAGACAUUAAUUCGAUUGUUUCCGCGACAUAAGGAAAAAGUUAUGAUCAAAUGGGCUGGGUUUGCGUUGAUUGUGCUGGAUACGACUUUCAGUAUCAUGGAUAAUUUUUGGGCAAGGAGCUCUCCGACACGACCCAGGCUAUACGAGGAUGCCAUUCCUGCUUUAAGUUACUUGUUUGAGCUGUCCCUCAACCUUCUGUAUGCUGCGUGGGUGAUUUUCUACUCGAUAUCCAAGCAUCGUUAUGCGUUUUUCCACCCGAAGAUGCGGAAUAUCUGCUUAGUGGCUCUUCUCUCGCUAUGCGCCAUUCUAAUACCCGUCGUUUUCUUUGUUUUAGAUAUUGCGAAGCCAGAAAUCGCUGGCUGGGGUACCUAUAUUCGAUGGGUAGGUUCUGCCGCGGCCAGUGUGGUGGUUUGGGAGUGGGUGGAACGAAUUGAAGCGCUGGAACGAGAUGAAACCAAAGAUGGGAUUCUCGGGCGAGAGGUUUUCGACGGCGAUGAAAUGCUUGAGGUCACUCCGUCUGAAGAAGUUGACUGGCCACGUUUCUCGGGCCCAGGACACGACCAAGGUGGUGGCAGUGGCGCAUCGUCUGGAUGGGGCGGUGUCAUGGGUUUAGCCCAUCGACCUCUACGGGCCCGGGCUGUACUGCCUCGCGGUAAUCGAAACAGAAGAGCCGGAGCACCACCAUAUAACCAAGCCGCUACGUCGGCACUGCAGGGCCCAAACAAUGACCGGCCCACUCCACCCCCAGCGGCGAUCACACCGAUCAGCCGUGCCGAUACUACUAGUGCAGCAAGUACAGUAUACAAUGUCCGGUACCAUUCGGUGGCGAGUCCUACGCCUCCCGCCGCAAUGCCAAAUAUGCACGAGGAGGAGGAAUUGGAUGAAGAUAAGGAACUGGAAGGCAGGGUGACACAUGCUCCUAAUCCAAAUGGUCCUGCCCUUUCUAUUCAAAAUACCCGAGAGCAGUCACCGCAGAUUAUCCAACCCGAUCCGCGAUGGCAUGUUCUCCUGCACCCAUUCAAGAGGCGACGUGCAUCUCUGCCAAAAGAAGUGGCAUCUGCACAAGCUGGGGAAGAAUACUCAGAACAUAGACCAUCUACUGCAGCAGAAGAAGCCGAGGCAGAAAUGAAAGCUGCGCGGUCUCGAGCUGACCACUUCUUUUCUCUCCAUCGGAAACCCCGACUAGGCACGGGACCACAAAAUGCCGACGGCGCCUUACCAGUUACCGUUAUUCCAGCACGCCGCCGUGGCCAGCACACAUGGUCACCGCAAAACCGACUGCUAGAGGAUACUCGACCACCGGGAGAGAGCCGGCCAAUAGAACCCCUUCACCACGAAACGCCCUCUAGUCGUCCCAAUUUACCUGUGCGGGUGAUUCCUUCUCGACCGCAAGCGUCUGCUCCAUGGACGGAGGCAGAUGUAGAGCGAGGAGGCGGAGACUAUGUUCUACACUAUGACCCCGAGGCUGCGGCACUGAUCAAUGAGGCCAUCAGCCAUCCUGAUCGCAAUAAUCAUGUCACAGAUGACGACCAACAAAGUUGGACAGAUACGACAUACGAAGAAAGAGGUGAUAUGUCAGCGGAACCAACGGAACCAUCCCACCCUGAGCACGGGCCCAACACACAUGGCAACUCUUCUUAA
Penicillium digitatum Pd1 is the source of this 2307-nucleotide messenger RNA. Lineage: Eukaryota; Fungi; Ascomycota; Eurotiomycetes; Eurotiales; Aspergillaceae. The record is from RefSeq and is a predicted model, not a curated record.